This is a messenger RNA of Penicillium egyptiacum, 912 nucleotides long. Lineage: Eukaryota; Fungi; Ascomycota; Eurotiomycetes; Eurotiales; Aspergillaceae. The record is from the annotation of a GenBank genome assembly.
AUGGCGGACCGCCAGGUUACCCAGCAGACAAUUUACAGUCUGCUAGCGAAGCUUGAUGACCCCGAUGCCGACUUGAGAUACAUGUCCUUGAACGAUCUAUAUGGGAUCCUGACCAACCCGAACUCUUCAUUCCUCUCUCAUGACCGUGGCACAUCAACAAAACUUGCAGAAGGUCUGCUCAAGGCCCUGGAUGAUCAACACGGGGAUGUGCAGAACCAGGCCCUCAAAUGUCUCGGUCCUCUCGCUGUUCGCUUGCCAUUUGAAUCCCUUACACCUCUCCUCGAGCAGUUGGCCAGUCUGACUGCCUCCCAGACGAUAGACACAUCCGUCCCCAACACUGCUCUUCGCGUCAUCGUCGAUACCCUCCCUCGUCCCCAGUCGGGCCAACCAGCAUCUCAAAAUGCGAUCACGGCAUACUCGGCAGUUUCGAAGGUCCUGGUCCCCCGUUUGACCGGGCCGACACCCUCAAGCACAGGGCGGCGGGGCUCAAUGGUGAAGAGCAUGAUGGAGAAGGAUCCAUCACGGGGCUUCAGCAGUGAUGCCAUCGAUGUGCUCAUCAAGGUCGUGACAUGCUUUGGUCCUCUUCUCCAAGAGUCGGAGCUUGCUGCCCUCCAGGUAUCCGUCAUGGCCAUCAUCCAAAACGACACGGCUGGAACUGUUGUCACCAAGCGCGCCCUGACAGCCAUCUCGGCGCUUGUGCUCCACUUCUCCGAUACCCAGCUCAACGACUUUGUGUCCAAUCUAACGAAAACAUUGUCUUCCAAUAUUUCUAUGGUGCAGCGUCGGCACUUGAUCGCUGCAAUUGGCGUUAUUGCAAGAACUGCACCUGCGAAGUUUGGCCCACACCUGGAUACCCUUGCUCCUUUCGUCUUCUCAGCAGUCGGGGAGGAUAACGUUACCCGGGCAAACUGA